UGAGUGUUCGGCUCUGGUCGCAUUCUGUGUUGCAGUACAGAGUAAAUACACUGGACAUGAGCUAUGAAAACUUGUCAUGGCUACACUCAAUACUGUACUACAAUUUCUAGCCCACGCCACAUACUCGAUUGAUUGGCCAAAAUCACUGAAUAUCAACAAUCCCACAACUUUUUCCCGCGGAGUCCCAUACAAAAACAAAGAGCUCUUCCGCCCAGAAGGACCCAGCCUUAAUUACGCCGAACGCCAUGGCUAGCAAGGAAGAGCACAACGACGACGAGAUCCGCGAGCAGGACCGCUUCCUGCCGACAGCCAAUAUCUCGCGUAUCAUGAAAGUUUCGCUGCCGUCCACAGCCAAGAUUGCCAAAGACGGAAAGGAGACAGUGCAGGAAUGUGUGAGUGAGUUCAUCUCGUUCAUCACGAGUGAGGCCAGCGACAAGUGCCAGCAGGAGAAGCGCAAGACCAUCAACGGCGACGACAUCAUUUGGGCUAUGAGCACACUGGGCUUCGACUCGUACGUGGAGCCACUCAAGCUUUAUUUGCAGAAGUACCGGGAGUCGGUCAAGGUGGAGAAGAACGACAAGAAGGACAAUGUGGGGUCAUUCGGCGCGUCCUCGUAGACGUCACAGGGACUCGAAGACAGUGCUGUGGCUUGUAGCGAUAAGAGACUGCAAUAAAUAAACAGAAAAAGACAGAAAACUAA
Molecule: messenger RNA, 700 nt
Organism: Phytophthora infestans T30-4
Lineage: Eukaryota; Oomycota; Peronosporomycetes; Peronosporales; Peronosporaceae
Product: nuclear transcription factor Y subunit B-3
Exons: 1
Coding region: 246-617 (123 amino acids)
Biological process (GO): regulation of transcription by RNA polymerase II
Cellular component (GO): CCAAT-binding factor complex; nucleus
Molecular function (GO): protein heterodimerization activity; RNA polymerase II cis-regulatory region sequence-specific DNA binding; DNA-binding transcription activator activity, RNA polymerase II-specific
Source: RefSeq, a predicted model, not a curated record